UACAACCCGGAAGUGUUGCAUUUCUCUGAUAAACGUUUGAAUAGACAAGAUAGACCAAUUUCUCACAACAAGAGACCGUAAAACGAGAUGCUGCUAACAUCAAUAAUCUUAUGAUAUUCAUAUAUCUGUCUUAAUACUCGGCGCUGGAGGCAAAGGCGACCGAAUGUGAGCAGCAACGCCCUGAUGCCAGCCUCCCAGUCGGAGAAAAAUAAGCUCGCUGUGUUUACAACUCGGUGGAGAGAGAGAGGGGCUGUUUCCCCGCAGUGUGUCGUUAGCUAAUCGUGCGGCUGCGAGUGUUUUACAGGCGAAGAAAAAAAACAUGGCUGAACUGCAUGUCGUGGAACCGAACGGUACUGGCACCAUAGAGCAGCCCGAGUCACACCGCGAUGUCCGCGGCACCGUGCGCCUGGCUUCGCCCACUCUCAUGGUUCCUCCGCGGAACAGCCAGCUCAGUCCGGGCGCGGUGUCGAGUGGCGGCAGCGGUGGUGGAGGACGCUCGGUGUUCGGGUUCCCGGUGAAGAACAAUCUCGGCUCGCCGUCCGAUUCGGGAGACAAACCCGGUUCACGCUGGGUCCGACUCAACGUCGGUGGAACCUACUUCAUCACGACCAAACAGACGUUGUGCAGGGACCCGAAAUCCUUCCUGUUCAGACUGUGUCAAGAAGACCCAGACCUGGACUCUGACAAAGAUGAAACUGGAGCCUACCUGAUUGAUAGGGAUCCCACAUACUUUGGCCCCAUCCUGAAUUACCUACGACACGGAAAACUAAUUAUGGAUAAAAAUCUGGCUGAGGAAGGAGUCCUUGAAGAAGCAGAGUUCUACAACAUCGCGUCACUGGUGAGGCUGGUCAAAGAGAGGAUACGGGACAAUGAGAACCGGACAUCUCAGGGCCCUGUGAAGCAUGUGUAUCGUGUACUGCAGUGCCAAGAGGAGGAACUCACACAGAUGGUCUCAACUAUGUCUGACGGUUGGAAGUUCGAGCAGCUUAUAAGCAUCGGCUCCUCCUAUAACUAUGGCAACGAAGACCAAGCAGAGUUUUUAUGUGUAGUUUCCCGGGAACUCAACAACUCCACCAACGGCAUUGUCAUCGAGCCCACUGAGAAGGCUAAGAUCCUCCAGGAGCGAGGCUCGCGGAUGUGAAGAGUGAAUAACAUUUUAUCAACAAAAGAAAAGAAAACAACAGCGUGAACAUAUUCUCCAUGAGUUUACCCCCUCUCCUUUACUUCUGUGCCAUCACUAAAACCUUCUCCAUUAUCAUCCUCCCCUCCUCUGGUGUGCCUUUCCUCAGUGGGGGCUCCAACGCCAGCCCUCUCUACCCAUGCACUAAAACAUGGCCCUGAAUCACCUUUUCAUUUCCUCCCCUCUCUCACAGCAUUAGGAGGAGUUUAAAAGAAGUAACACAAGAGUGGUUGUCCUCAUAGCAGCAUUUUGAUGGUCGGUGUCGCAGCAUUGCAGGCUACAGUGCUGAUUGUAGCCUCGUGUUGUUGUGGAUUGGACGCCCAGCACAGAGCUGCUGUACAUCAUCCUCACCAUCAACAUUUCUAUCAUCCUAACUCACUCUCUCUCACACGUGUGGCUCUGUGGACUGCGCAGAAACCUCCUCAGGACUCUCACUGGACAUAAAGGAAUGAACGAACUGAGCCUCCCUCUCUUUACAGGAAUCUGUUAAUGGAGCGAACAUCAGUGCCCACUGUCUCCAUCUCUGCCCACAGUCUCCUUAGCUGAUGUCUGAGGCAACUCACGGCACAACAAACUGAGCCAGGGGGUCCAGAGGUGGAGGGUAACACCAAGCAGUUGCAGGCAGUAUGACGCAGAGUCCAAUUGCUCUGUUUAAGCCAGUGUGGUGUGGCAUUUCCUCUACUCCUGUGAGUCUUUUCAGAGACGGCUUAAACAAGUGAUCGAUUUUCAACUAACUGAAACCCUGCUUUGUUUUGGCACGGCGGUGGCGCUGCUGGAGAGUCUUGGCACUUGCCUCCUCCUGUUUGCUGUCUUCUGGCUCAAUUUGGUUUGCUCCCACAGGGAGAAAAUUUUGGAUAUUUAAGUGCAAAACAAAACCAAGACUCAACAAGACUAUCUAUGUACAAUUUGUCAAGGCAUGUGAGGAAUCUAUAUAACUCUAUAUAGGCUACAUGAUGAAAUUAUAUGAAAAUUUGAAUGCAAA
Messenger RNA from Solea solea (common sole), 2162 nucleotides. It is a transcript of the gene kctd2, whose product is annotated as potassium channel tetramerization domain containing 2. Gene Ontology annotation, cellular component: Cul3-RING ubiquitin ligase complex; cytoplasm. Lineage: Eukaryota; Metazoa; Chordata; Actinopteri; Pleuronectiformes; Soleidae. Gene Ontology annotation, molecular function: cullin family protein binding. Bases 320 to 1141 code for a protein of 273 amino acids. The record is from RefSeq and is a predicted model, not a curated record. Gene Ontology annotation, biological process: protein homooligomerization; proteasome-mediated ubiquitin-dependent protein catabolic process. The transcript has 6 exons.